AUGAACUCCCAAAUGGCUCCCAAGCUUUGCAAUAGCGACAUCAAUAGCGACAUCAAUAGCGACAACCAUAAUCACAAUCUUCAAAUCAAGAAAAACCUAAUAAACAAUCUAGUCAGCUCCAUAAUUUCCAUUCCUUAUAGCAAUGAAAACAAAAUAUCAAAGGAAUCCAUUUGGAACUGCUUGUUUCUUCUAAUAGACGACGUUGAUAAAAAGCAUUAUAAAAACUAUUUGCAUAUCGACUUAUUUGACUAUUUGAUUGAUUUCACUCAAAAUGAUACCCAUUCAAUUGAUACAAAGAUCACUGAAUUAAGAUUCCUAAAGAACAAUCUACUAAUUUAUAAUAAAAACUUUAAUAGAUUUCUAUUGUUUUAUUUAUCCAACUUGCUAAAAUAUAAUACACUAUCUUUAUUAAAUGAAAAGAUUACAAUAGAUGAUCAAGCCAAAAAAAUUAUAUUGAACUGUCAAUUUAAUAUCAGAAACCUAAAUACAUUAAAAAGAAUAAUAAAUAACAAUACCAGCAUUGAUGACAUUAAUAACAAUAAUAACUGUCCAAUUUGUUUAUUAAAUAAUAAACAGUUUUACUAUUUUACUGAAUGUGGCCAUUCAAUAUGUAAAGACUGUUCAAUUAGUCUUAUCCACUUCAAUCAUAACGAUGAUAAUGAUAAUGAUAAUCAAAUUCAGAAUAACGCUCAUUUUAAUACUCACAAUACUGAGGAUAAGAAAAUAAAAUUCAUUAAUGAUAAUCUUAAUUUUAAAUUCAAAUGUUGUUUUUGUAGAACAAAAAUUUACAAUAUUAUUGGUCAAUCUCAAUUAUUAAAUGAAAUAAAUCUAUAUCAUUUAUUAUUUAAUAAUAAUAAUAAAAAUAAAAAUGACAACAAAUUAUCAAUAAAAAUAUGGUACAACUUAUCAAAAAUUUAUUCCAUCGAAAAAUUAGACUUUUUAUUUACUUAA
Ascoidea rubescens DSM 1968 is the source of this 951-nucleotide messenger RNA. RefSeq lists its product as uncharacterized. The transcript has a single exon. Lineage: Eukaryota; Fungi; Ascomycota; Saccharomycetes; Ascoideales; Ascoideaceae. Gene Ontology annotation, molecular function: metal ion binding. The record is from RefSeq and is a predicted model, not a curated record. The coding region runs from base 1 to 951 and encodes 316 amino acids.